GUCGUCAUGAUAACGUAGCAACGCCACAAUGUCUAUUGUUGACAUACUAUCCAAACGCUUUUAAAGCUCUCAAAGAAAAAUGCAAAAUUUGCAGGAAUUUGACGAAGGAAAUUGCCAGAAUUUUGCAGACUCCAUGCAUAGACGCACAAUGCAUCCCAGAGAUUGAUGCUGAUGUUCUGGGGGUCAUGACCUUUCCAACUGAUCUUGACCUACUUUCUCUCUCACACGACCCUGAGCGUGGCCUUGAUGAGGUCAGCCAAUCUGAAGAUUGUGCUGGGAAUCUCUCUGUUUCAAGUUCUCGCUCAGGUGUCCAGUGCGCAGAGAAAGCUGUGUCGGUCGCGGUUGAUCUGCUCGAGGAAGACCUCGCGCUCUCCGACUCGGACAGCGAUUGCGAUGAUGACGUCACUGAUGAUGUCACUAGCUGGUCGCAGGAGUCGGUUGCUGCGUCGUUCCCGGCAGCUACUUCCGGUUACAGCUCUGAUUCCGAGAGUUACUCAGAGGACACGGUUGUGACAAGACGCAAGUCGGCUACAGUGCCACGCCGACUAGAUAGUCAGGAAAUCGUGUCCGAUGAUGAACUCUCUGAUGACGAAGGUUGUGAUUUUACGGACAAACGCCACCGGCGAAGGCGACGAUACAACCGCCUGGAAAGGGAACGUACGGACUUCACACAGUCCAGCAAUAAGCGAUCGUUAAGUCUUGAGUCCCGGUCUUCUGAUGAGAAUACCAUCUCGAGUGAAAGCGAGUCAAGUGACUCGUCAAGCUCUGAUUCGGACAGUGACGAUUCAACAUCCGGGUCAUCUAGCGACUCGGAUUCAGAAAGCUGCAGUUGUUGUUCAACGUCUAGCAGCUCUUCAGACGACAGUGAUUCUGACGCCGACGGCGAUGAUGCGCGGGAAAUCGACAUCAGGUUCGAUAGGAAUCCAUGCCCUGCGAGUUGCGUGUGUCGGUCUGACAGUAAUAUGCUUCCGAUUCCGCCCGCACGCAGACGCCGAACGGAACAGUCGCUGUACUACGAGGUUCUAAAUCGACAGCUGCUGAAGUCCUAUAAUGCAGCUUGA
Dreissena polymorpha is the source of this 1061-nucleotide messenger RNA. RefSeq lists its product as uncharacterized. The coding region runs from base 186 to 1061 and encodes 291 amino acids. Lineage: Eukaryota; Metazoa; Mollusca; Bivalvia; Myida; Dreissenidae. The record is from RefSeq and is a predicted model, not a curated record. The transcript is spliced from 4 exons.